ACCCGCACCUGCUCCUCCACGGACCCCGCAGCCCCCUGAGGAGGGGGUCCGCAUCUCCUCUCCAACCGUUUGCAAGAAUAAUAUUAUCCCGCAAGAAUUAAACGCACCUACCGCACCUUUUGUUCCCUUCACCACCACCACAGCGGCGAGGACGCGCUUUCCACGCAACACCUCGCACCAAUUCUUCGAAAAAAGGGUCGACAAGAACUUCUCCAGGACCAGAACCUUAUGGAAACAAGAUGGCAGGAUUCCUCGUAUCUCGGAUGAAGUAGAGCCCUCAGCAGCACACUCCCACCCUCCAUUUCCUCUUCCCUCACUUUCAAAGGGUUUCAGAAUGGAUGAGCAGAGAUGCAGCCUCCCCCCGCCCCUCAAGACAGAAGAGGACUAUAUCCCUUAUCCCAGCGUCCAUGAGGUUCUGGGUCGCUGCAGCCCUUUCCCACUCAUCCUGCUGCCACAGUUCGGAGGCUACUGGAUCGAGGGAAACAAUCAUGAGCCCAAAGAAGCACCGGAGGCUGAGCAACCUCCCUGUCCCUCCUCCCACAUCAAACUGGAGACCAACAGCACCGCCAAGAUCUACAGGAAACAUUUCAUGAGCAAGGAACACUUUAAUUACUACACCAUGGACGCUGCCCUGGGCCACUUGGUCUUUUCCAUGAAGUAUGAUGUCAUUGGGGAUCAGGAGCAUCUGCGCUUGAUGCUUCGCACAAAGCUAAAAACCUACCACGAUGUAAUUCCCAUCUCCUGCCUUACCGAGUUCCCCAAUGUGGUUCAGAUGGCCAAGCUUGUUUGUGAAGAAGUUAACGUGGACCGGUUUUACCCCGUCCUCUACCCAAAGGCGUCGAGGCUCAUCGUCACCUUUGAUGAGCACGUGAUCAGCAACAACUUCAAGUUUGGAGUUAUUUAUCAGAAGUUCGGCCAGACAUCGGAGGAGGAGCUGUUCGGGAACAUGGAUGAAAGUCCGGCCUUUGUCGAGUUCUUGGAGUUCCUGGGCCACAAGAUUGAGCUUCACGACUUCAAAGGGUUCCGAGGGGGGCUGGAUGUCGCUCACGGGCAGACGGGCACAGAAUCCAUCUACACAAGUUUCCAUAAUAAGGAGAUUAUGUUCCACGUGUCCACCAAGCUGCCUUACACGGAGGGAGACUCGCAGCAGCUGCAGAGGAAGAGGCACAUCGGCAACGACAUCGUAGCCAUCAUGUUCCAGGAGGAGAACACGCCCUUCGUCCCAGACAUGAUCCAGUCCAACUUCCUGCACAGCUACGUGGUGGUGCAGGUGGAGAACGCGUGCACGGACAAUGUCACCUACAAGGUGUCUGUGACAGCGAGGGACGAUGUUCCUUUCUUCGGGCCGGCUCUGCCUGACCCUGCCAUCUUCAAAAAGGGCCCAGAGUUCCGCGAGUUCCUCUUCACCAAGCUCAUCAACGCAGAGUACGCCUGCUACAAGGCUGAGAAGUUUGCCAAGCUGGAGGAGCGCACACGCACUGCCCUGCUGGAGACGCUCUACGAGGAGCUGCACAUCAACAGCCAGUCCAUGAUGGGUCUCGGUGGGGAUGAAGAUAAGCUGGAGAACGGGGGCGGCGGCGGAGGAGGAGGAGGAGGAGGAGGCUUCUUCGAGUCCUUUAAGCGGGUCAUCCGCAGCAGAAGCCAGUCUAUGGACGCCAUGGGCCUCAGUAACAAGAAGUCACACACAGUCUCCACUAGUCUCAGUGGCAGCUUUACCCACAAUCCCGCAGAGAGCCCCAAAACCCCAGGGAUUUCAUUGCUUGUCCCGGGGAAAAGUCCCAGUAAAUAUGGACGACGAGGCAGUGCCAUAGGGAUAGGAACAAUAGAAGAGUCUUUGAUAAUUCCUGGGAAAAGCCCAACCAGGAAAAAGUCCGGGCCCUUCAGCUCCCGGCGCAGCAGCGCCAUCGGCAUCGAGAACAUCCAGGAGGUCCAAGAGAGGAGCCGGGAGGCGUCGCCGAACCCCCAGAGGACGUCCGACAUCAGCCACAUGUGGCUGGAAAAUAGAUCAGACAACUCGUCCAAUCACAGCUCUCCAGAGUUUCCUGCCCCCAGGAACAGAGUGACCCAGGUGUGCAGUUUGGCGAUGUGUUACAGGGCGCCUUCCAUCCCCGAGGCCCAGGACCUUUCCCGCUCUUCCUCCAACGCCAGCAGCUUCGCCAGUGUCGUGGAGGAGCAGGAGGAGGAGGAGGCCGAGGAGGAGUACGACACCGGACUGGAGAGCGUGUCCUGCGUCACGCCGCUCAAGCAGGACUCGUUUGCGUUCAGCCCUGUUGCCGAGGACAGUGUGAGCAGCACCGGCCAGGGAGGUUUCCCAGCCUCACGUCUUGAGCAGCAAGCGGAUGGAGCGAAGACGCCGGAGCCAAAAGGGACAGACGGCAGGCCCAAGAUGGAGCGCCCCCCGCAGGAGCAGAAGUCCUUGUCGAACUGUUAGCCCCAACACAAAUGAAACAGAAUCAACGUCCAUUUUCAGCAUUACCAUUAGAGGCAUUUGCCAAAAAUGAGCAGAGGGCAAUGAUGAUUUCCCCCGCUGAUGCAGAAGGGGAGCAGAUGGAAGCCCGAACAGGAGACCGAGGGAUCUGCCGCCUGUCACAAUGAGACUUCCAGCUUCACGGAAGUGUUCCUACCCGUCGCCCUCAAUCCAGCUCCACGGAGAAUCCCUCUUAAACGCUCGAGGCGAAGACAAGGAGACCUCCACCACCACGUCUGGCUGAUGGACUGUCACGUGUCAGCUGGCUUAGCAGAGUACGUCUGCCUGCCCCGCUCUCCAGGCCAGUAUACGCUCUGAGCUCUGACACCUGAUUCUUUCUGUAAAGUGAUCCCUCUCCAAUGUCGUGUCUGCUUUUCAAGAUCAGGAAUUGAUGAACGGGGGCUUUAAUCCCGAGAGGAGAAGCCGAGGGUCCGUAGAGGAAGCGUUGCACUAGAGAGGAAAUGUGUUUUUAAUGUCCGCCUCGCAUCCCACUGUGAUAUUGUCCAUGGGUUUUAAAUGUACCGGGUGUGCGUGCGUGUGUGUCAGUCAGGCCAUGUUUUGGUUUUAUUAUCUAUUCCUCUUCUUCUGAGUAUCCUGUGAAUAUUGGUUGUAAAUUCCUCAUGUUUUUGAUGGAGGGUACGUGACCAUGCUGCUGUUGGUGGCUGCAUAAGCAUAAUUUACUUGGAAAAUGUGUCUGACAUGUUUUUUACAUUCAAAAUGUCAAUGUUCAAGAAAUUCAGACUGUGAUGAUGCUCUAUGAAUAUGAACAGAACUCCUGUAGAGCCCCAACCAGCAACAUGCAUCCUCCCGUCCAAUCCUCUCUGUCACACGCUCCACUUGUUGAUUUGAUGUCUGUGUGCGGGUGUGUUAAACAAACGGUUCUGUGCAUGGUGUAAAUCUGCUUGCCAAAAAAAAAAAAAAAAAACACCUCUCCUCCUGAACACUGGUGCCACCCCCCCGCCUCUGUGAUUUGUGUUUUUAUUAAGGGAAGAAACCAGCCAACAUCUCCGCAUUGCUGAUGGAGCCAAACGCCACAGUUCUAUUUGUAAAGUUGAAUAUAUGUAUAUGACCGAAGCACUACCCCCCCCCGGAUGCUGACCUGCUGAGAAACAUGACUUGUCAUGAAUUACACUGUGACUGGUCUGGACUGUUGCCUUUAUGAUUGUCGCGCGAGCUGCUCUGAUGUAAAGGUCAUGUUUAAAAAGGCACUGCGUUGCCGGCUGGGCUUGAAUGUAAAACUAUCGGCUGACAAGUGAUGCUGCGCGUGAAGUGUGAAGCAGCUUCUCCUUUGAGUGGACGAGCUUCCCCCUGUUUAUCGUUUGUUGUGAAGAAAAGAAGGGAUUUGUUCACUUGUUUUAUUUCAGUUGUGUAACUGAAGCGGACAUGAGAUUCAUUGUCUUUAGUUAAUCAGCAAAAAGCAUUUACAUUUUACACAUGAAAGUACAAAAUGUUUGAAGACACUUGACCAAAA
Platichthys flesus (European flounder) is the source of this 3938-nucleotide messenger RNA. It is a transcript of the gene rap1gapb, whose product is annotated as RAP1 GTPase activating protein b. Gene Ontology annotation, biological process: activation of GTPase activity; regulation of small GTPase mediated signal transduction. NCBI's taxonomy places the organism in Eukaryota, Metazoa, Chordata, Actinopteri, Pleuronectiformes, Pleuronectidae. Gene Ontology annotation, molecular function: GTPase activator activity. The record is from RefSeq and is a predicted model, not a curated record. The coding region runs from base 335 to 2431 and encodes 698 amino acids. The transcript has 25 exons. Gene Ontology annotation, cellular component: cytoplasm.